UUAUAGGACGCAGUUGAAACUCCAGUACAUACCACCUCUGUGUUAUUCUAGGGCAGGUUUGUGAACAAGAAGCAGGACUGAAGAGGCACAGAAACCUGCAGGACCUGACCGUAUAUCUAUUAAUUAUUACCUGAUUAAUAACCAGUCUGUCAGUGGAGGUUUCACUGGCUGCUGUUGGACUGACUACCAGACUAAAAGACAACAUUCAACAGCGCCUACCAGCCAUAAACAUGCCGUCUCUGCGACACUCCUACACGGUGACUGUACCGGAGGAGCUGCCGGCUGCUCUCCCGUUUGAGAAGCCCGAGCUGCGGAGGAAGAGUCCCUCGUUGUCUCGGUCCAAGCUGGUGUCCACAUUCAUGGGUUUGAUCAUCAACCAGGCCAAGAACAAGAGUCCUCAAGGCCUGGUGGGACUGAAGAAUCUGGGCAACACAUGUUUCAUGAACUCCAUCCUUCAAUGUCUGAGUAACACCCCCGAGCUGAGAGAUUACUGCCUGAGAAACGUCCAUCGGUCCGACCUCAACAACAACUGCACGACCAACGCUGCUCUCAUGGAAGAGUUCGCAAAGCUGACUCAGAGCCUGUGGACGUCUGUGAACAACGAGGCCGUCAGUCCCUCUGACUUAAGGAGCCAGAUCCAGAGAUACGCUCCCAAAUUCAUGGGUUGCAGUCAGCAGGACGCCCAGGAGUUCCUGCGUUUCUUAUUGGAUGGCCUCCAUAAUGAGGUGAACAGAGUGACCGUCCGCCCCAAGGUGUCCAUCGAGGACUUUGACCACCUGUCGGAUGAGGAAAAGGGUAAGCGGAUGUGGAACAUGUACCUGGAGAGAGAGGACAGCAAAGUAGUGGAUCUGUUUGUUGGACAGCUGAAGAGCUCGGUGACCUGCUCCGUCUGUGGCUUCUGCUCUACCGUGUUUGACCCGUUCUGGGAUUUAUCCAUACCUGUUGCACAGAAGGGCUCAAGCGAAGUGUCUCUCAAAGACUGCCUAAGGCUCUUUACAAAAGAGGAUGUGUUGGAUGGGGAUGAGAGGCCGACCUGCAACAGAUGCAAAACCAGAAGGAAAUGCACCAAAAGAUUCAGCAUCCAGAAGUUCCCUCAGAUCCUCGUGCUUCACCUGAAGCGUUUCUCAGACUCUAGCAUCCGAACCAGCAAACUCUCCACUUACGUCAACUUCGCUCUCAAAGAGCUGGACCUGCGGGAGUUCGCCUCAGAGAGCGGCGAGCGCCCCGUGUAUAACCUGUAUGCCGUAUCCAACCACUCUGGAAACGCUCUGGGAGGCCAUUACACGGCCUACUGCAAAAACCAGGCGCUGGGAGAGUGGUACAGCUACAACGACGCCAGGGUGAGCCCCGUGUCCUCAAGCCAGGUUCGCAGCAGCAACGCCUACGUCCUCUUCUACGAGCUGGCCCCGUCCUCACACAGCAAACAUCAGAUGUGUCGGCUGUAGGCGCCGUGGAGGAGCUGACAAGCUGAACUAAACUGGUGGAGUCAAGAUACCGCUGCCUGCUAGGAGACAGCUCCGCCUAGUGGAGAGAGUCCUGCCAUUACAGACUGUGAAUAUGGAGCACAAAGAUGUGUUGCUGAGAGGAAAAAAAAACGCCCUCUGACCUUCCUCUCGGCGUGUUUUUGAGGGCUGUGACGGCACAUUUGAACUUGAGGAUGUCGACCUGAGCUCAUACGUUGGAUGUAACAGAGAAAACACUACUUACAUUGUCAAAAAAAGGUGUAGAAAUUCAGCUCAAGGCACAACUUAAAAUGGACCCUCUUCAGGGUGCACAUGCAACAGUGGACUCACUUAAAAAAUAAGACAUUUUACAGCUGUGCCUGGACCUGAAUCUACACCCACUCCAGUGGAUUUCCCUUCUUUUUUCAUGCACUUUGAACACGGACGACAUUACAGCAACUGCAAAAUCUAAUUUAUUCUAUUUAACAUAAUGCCAGUAACUGUAUAUGUCAUUGAUUGAUCAAAGCCUUAUUGUUUCCUCUUAAAAACAGUGGAAAUCUAGAUCUAGAGUAUGUCUUAUGUCGAAGCACAUAUUAUUUUUGUACAGUAUUAUUUAUGGACGGCGCAGUGAAUGUAACUGUACUGUGGGAGAGCCCAAAACAUACCAAAGCAGCUGUAUGAAAAAUGCAUCAAUAAUUCUUCUUCCAGCAAUAAUGUUGCUGACUUUACGUCCAAGUCAGUUCAAACUCGAUAAAUGAAUAAAAUUCAAUGUUAAUUUACACUG
This is a messenger RNA of Sebastes umbrosus (honeycomb rockfish), 2226 nucleotides long. Its product is annotated as ubiquitin carboxyl-terminal hydrolase 2-like. Gene Ontology annotation, biological process: protein deubiquitination. The transcript has 12 exons. Gene Ontology annotation, cellular component: cytoplasm. Lineage: Eukaryota; Metazoa; Chordata; Actinopteri; Perciformes; Sebastidae. Bases 231 to 1445 code for a protein of 404 amino acids. Gene Ontology annotation, molecular function: cysteine-type deubiquitinase activity. The record is from RefSeq and is a predicted model, not a curated record.